Molecule: messenger RNA, 1488 nt
Organism: Aspergillus ibericus CBS 121593
Lineage: Eukaryota; Fungi; Ascomycota; Eurotiomycetes; Eurotiales; Aspergillaceae
Product: F-box domain protein
Exons: 4
Coding region: 1-1488 (495 amino acids)
Molecular function (GO): protein binding
Source: RefSeq, a predicted model, not a curated record
AUGGACAAGGACGACUCAGCCACCCAGCAAAUCAUCGCCCUCUUCGCCCAUCUGAAUACGAACUCAGCGCGACAGGAUGCAUAUCACCGGAUUUUAGACCAGCUGAGCCCCCACGAAUGGCGCGAUGUGCGAGUACGCAUCAACCAACGUGCCUUUCAGAAAGAUAUCCUGGGCCAAUCACCCCCAGAGGUCGCGGUCCAAAUCGCUCAGUAUCUCGACCUCUCCGAGCUCCACGUCCUUCAGAGAGUCUCCAGAAAGUGGCAUUUGCUACUGUCGUCGGAGCUAAUCCGAGGAGCUAUAUACCACCAUUACAUCGGAUGCGGCCCACAUGUCACGGAGGACCAGUUCACUCGAUAUGCUAAACAGAGGCUUCGUUUGGAGCGUGGCCUGCCCCUCUCCAAGCUCCGGGAUCCGAAUCACUCCUUGCCAUUUGGCUCGAGUCUUGACUGCCAUGAUUACGCCAAUGGGAGACAUGCUUGGCUGGAGGGCAACACGCGCAUCAUCGUCCACAAUCUUUGCAACCACACGACGCAGGGUUUCUGCACUGAGAAUCGAGAUUCCUUCAGGGACCUGCGGCUCUCCGAAUCCAUGGUCGCAGCGAUCAGCGUGCGAGGGUACUGUCAUACCUGGAACCUUGAAACGGAAGAACAUGCAUCGUUCCGUAUCCCGGCUCUUCAUUUUCGGGCCUUUGUUGUUCGUGGUCUGCAGGUUGCCCUGGGCUUUGCCAACCCCAUGGCCGUUGGCGACGAAUCCAUCAUAUACUGGAACAUGAGCUCUGGAGUGGCACGUAGCAUUCAAGUUGAGCCCAACCUGGCAUUGGUUGGCCUGCACUCGACUACCAACAGCUUGACUACUCUCCAUCUUCAAAGAGAGAAUCACCUAGACAGCGAGGGUGGUCCGACCAGGUUUGGUCGCUGUGACUGCCUACAUGUCGUAAAAUACACAGUUGACGACCAUGGACGCAUCACCAGGGUGCCCUCGGAAACACCGCAACUACCGUUCCCACUAGGUAUGGAUUGGAACAUCGAGAUUCUGCACGAUAUAUCCAAUGACACCGGUGGUCGUUUAGCGGCAUUUUCCUGCCAGCGAACCCCAUCCACUGUGGCAUCGAUCACCCCUCGCCACAUCCUGGUAGCUGCCCACGACCCGCAGACCGACAGCAUGUACAUACAUGAGUUGCGCCCCGAAGAUUCACCGUACCUGCCUUUGUGCAUAACCGCGGUAGAUCGCAACCUUCUGUACUACGUGAAGAAUGAUAGAGGUAAACCCACCAUUUGGAUCUCCGACCCAGCGUCCCGGAACCCCCUUCGCCCGGCCAAAGCCGUGGAUCCCGAGUUGCCGAGAGAAGCCACAAGUAGGGUGUAUUCCUAUGCCAGCCGCUUUGUUCUCCGCGGUGACCGGGACUUCGUCUUGAUGGUCGACGAAACCGACGUGAAGGUGUGGCGGUUUGGGGACAUGCGGCUUGAAGGGGAGAUCGGGUGCGAAUAA